Molecule: messenger RNA, 601 nt
Organism: Acomys russatus (golden spiny mouse)
Lineage: Eukaryota; Metazoa; Chordata; Mammalia; Rodentia; Muridae
Gene: Pigp
Product: phosphatidylinositol glycan anchor biosynthesis class P
Source: RefSeq, a predicted model, not a curated record
AUGAGAUUAUGUAAUACACCAGUGGUGAAGAGGGCGGGGGGCGGGAGAUGUCUGACGACGGUUGUGUUCCUUUUCCACAGAUUGCCUAAAGCCACAGGGAAGAUGGUGGAAAAUUCACCGUCGCCUUUGCCAGAAAGAGCGAUUUAUGGCUUUGUUCUUUUCCUAAGCUCUCAGUUUGGCUUCAUACUUUAUCUUGUGUGGGCGUUUGUUCCUGAAUCUUGGUUAAACUCCUUGGGCUUGACGUACUGGCCUCAAAAGUACUGGGCAGUGGCAUUGCCCGUCUACCUCCUCAUUGCUGUUGUGACUGGUUAUGCGCUCCUGUUUGGAAUGAACAUGAUGAGUACCUCUCCACUGGACUCCGUUCACACAAUCACAGAUAACUAUGCUAAAAACCAGCAGUGGAAGAACCACCAGGAAGACGCCAUCCCAGCAUUAAGAGAUAUCCCCAUUAGUGAGGUGAACAAAAUGUUCUUCCUCAAAGCCAAACAACUUAACACCCAAAACUGAGCUGUGUGUAAACAUCCUGCGUCCAAGCAUUUAUAGGUUGUGGGCUGAAUAAUUUGGAACAUAAUAUAUUGACUGUGCUUUUAGUACUCAAUUU